Molecule: messenger RNA, 1978 nt
Organism: Suillus paluster
Lineage: Eukaryota; Fungi; Basidiomycota; Agaricomycetes; Boletales; Suillaceae
Exons: 5
Coding region: 37-1662 (541 amino acids)
Cellular component (GO): box C/D methylation guide snoRNP complex; small-subunit processome
Molecular function (GO): snoRNA binding
Source: RefSeq, a predicted model, not a curated record
GUUCGAAGACAUCGACAAGGGAUAACACAAGCCACGAUGGCAACGCACGCACUUUUCGAGUCAGCGUCCGGAUACGCCGUCUUCGAUGUAAAACUCCACGAAAACAUUGGCUCCCGCGUAAAAGCAGUCCAGGACUCCAUCACCGAUCUUGCAAAAUUUGGCAAAAUGGUCACGCUAGUAAGUUUCUCGCCAUUCAAAAGCGCGGCGGACGCUCUCGAGAACAUAAAUGAUGUCUCAGAAGGUAUCCUCAAUGACCAUCUCAAAUCCCUCCUCGAGCUUAACCUCUCCAAGCCUAAAAAAGGUUCCAAGAUAAUCCUCGCAGUCUCAGACGUUGCGCUCGCCAACUCCAUCUCUGAAUCCCUCUCCUUGAAAUGCGACGCGUCAGAGACAUCGCAGGAAAUCCUCCGCGGCAUCCGCUUUCACGCCCCAAAGCUCCUCAAAGGCCUCGACGCUACAGACCUCAUCAAAGCCCAACUCGGUCUCGGUCACUCUUACUCCCGCGCUAAACUCAAGUUCAACGUCAACCGUGUCGACAAUAUGAUUAUACAAGCUAUCGCCCUCCUCGACCAACUCGACAAAGAUGUCAACUUGUUCGCCAUGCGCAUAAGGGAGUGGUACGGCUAUCACUUCCCCGAACUCGUCAAACUCGUCCCAGACAACUACCAAUACGCUCGCAUCGCGCAGUUCAUCGGCGACAAGGAGACUUUGAAUGAGGAAAAGUUGCCCGAGCUUGCUACCCUCCUAGGCGACGAUUCCACACUCGCACAAAAUAUCCUCGAUGCCGCCCGCGGCUCAAUGGGCUCAGACAUAUCCGAAAUCGACAUGCUCAACAUCUCCGCUUUCGCAACCCGCGUCGUCUCCAUCGCCGACUACCGCAAAUCCCUCGUCACCUACCUAAGCGAGAAAAUGAACCUCGUCGCUCCCUCACUCACCGCGUUGUUGGGAGAGCGGAUAGGCGCACGGUUGAUCAGCCACGCCGGGAGCUUGACGAAUCUGAGCAAGUACCCUGCUAGUACCGUGCAGAUCCUCGGUGCGGAGAAGGCGUUGUUCCGAGCAUUAAAAACGAAGGGCAACACCCCCAAGUACGGUUUGCUAUACCACUCCUCCUUCAUCGGUCGUGCAGACCCCAAGCACAAAGGCCGGAUAUCUCGCUUCCUAGCGAACAAAUGCUCUAUCGCCUCCCGGAUAGACUGCUACUCAGAUAACCCAAGCGCAAAAUUCGGCGAGGCCCUCCGCGCACAAGUCGAGGAGCGCCUCAACUUCUUCGAGACCGGCGCACCACCGACCAAGAACGUCGACGCCAUCCGCAAAGUCCUCGACAGCCUCGCACUGGACGAGGAUGACGAGGACAUGGAAGAUGAGCCGGACGCUGAGAUGGACGAUGCUGAGCCUAUCUUGCCAUUGAUCGAAGUCACGCCUAAGAAAGAUAAGAAGGACAAGAAAAAGAAGAGGUCGAGAGAUGACAUGGACGUCGACGAAGCGGACGAGGAGCCGGCGGAGAAGAAGGCAAAGCUGUCGAAAGAGGAGAAGAAGGCUUUGAAGAAGGCUGCCAAGGCAGCGCGUAAAGCAGAAGCUGUUACUGCUGAUGACGGUCCCUCUACGAAGGAGAAAAAAGAAAAGAAGAAAGAUAAGAAAGAUAAGGAGAAAAAGAAGAAGGAAUGAUAUUUUAUCCGUGGUAUACCUUCUCGUCCGCUUGUUGUCUUUUUGUAUCGCUGCUUUCAUGGCCAUCCUGAUGAACCCAUAAUUCUUACCUCGUCAACUUCCCGUUCGUCCAAGAGGGUGCAUUUUGACUUCCGAUUGUUCCUCAAGAGUCGCGCAGACAGGGUUCGAAGCUCUCACGUCACGCUCUGGAGCACCGUGCGUGAAUCAAGUUCCUAAGGAUCGAUUAUAUUUUGCCGUCUUCGACUUACUUCACGGAGGGAAACUUCAAUCUUCCAUGCCCAUUACCACAAAAUCUCCCAGGGUUCUUCUGCUAAUA